Messenger RNA from Peniophora sp. CBMAI 1063, 486 nucleotides. Lineage: Eukaryota; Fungi; Basidiomycota; Agaricomycetes; Russulales; Peniophoraceae. The record is from the annotation of a GenBank genome assembly.
AUGUCCAUCCAAUUUGCCACCAAUCUCUUCGACAACCUCGAUGCGCUUCCGCCUUUGGUACUGUAUGCAUUCCCUCGCCCAAAGCCUCGCCGUCGAGUCGUCUCUCCCGACUGGUCAAUCAAAGCCGGCGAUAUCCUUCCGUACCUCGCCAUUAUACCUGGCUUCAUGGGUCAUGGGGCGGCGAGUAGAGCUCUCACCGAAAUCAAGCGAGAUGUCGUGAACGAACUUCGCAGUCGAGACGUCCCCCGCAAUAAAUCGUACGAUGUGAUCAAGACCUGGUUUGAAGAGCAGGAGGAUCUUGUGGCUGAAAUAUGCCGUUCCAUCACAUACGAUCAUCCGUAUAUGGAUUACUUUGAGGGAAGUUGGGCACUUCGUGCCAUCAUGUGGUCCGUGAUGUGGCAUGGCCGAUUCAUGCGCAGCUCCUCUCGUAUAGCAGACAUGGCCCAGAGACAAAUCCGUGUCCGCGCAAACUCUCUCGAAGUUUGA